Messenger RNA from Passer domesticus (house sparrow), 5002 nucleotides. RefSeq names its product gap junction protein alpha 9 (gene GJA9). The transcript is spliced from 4 exons. Gene Ontology annotation, cellular component: connexin complex. The record is from RefSeq and is a predicted model, not a curated record. Gene Ontology annotation, molecular function: gap junction channel activity. Gene Ontology annotation, biological process: cell-cell signaling. Lineage: Eukaryota; Metazoa; Chordata; Aves; Passeriformes; Passeridae. Bases 1694 to 3226 code for a protein of 510 amino acids.
GCAGGGCGAGGGGACUUGAAAUACGAUAACGGAACCGGCCAGAGCCGGCUUUUUAACUUAGGUUGUCGUUACUUUAAUCUCCCGUUAACGGCGCGGUGUUGGCAGCUGAACGUUCGUGUCUCCAGGACAGCCGUGGAGAGGCUGUUGCCCAGACACGGGGACGGGGAGGAUGGUCAAUAGCUUUUACCGAGAAUUUGCAGUGUGUCUGGAGACAUGAGAUGCUGGGCCCAUGGAUCGGAGCAGAUCUCUCUCUGUCCUUAUCUCAAUUAAUGAAAUAUAUAUUUUCUCCCCACUUCACAUUCCUGGAGGGGAGUGACAGACAGGCUUUGGUAGGAGCCUGGCAUCCAGCCAGGGUCAUUUCUCUACAGGAAGGAAAGGCAAGGCAACAGAAGGAUCCUGUACUGCGUCAGUGUGUAACACUGGACUCCAUAUAGAGUGGUAGUAAGCUCUCUUCACAUAUUGGUCAGACAAAAUAAUGUGGUGUUUGUGAGGGUUCCAGGAUGAGACGGAAGAUGGCAGGGGUUGUAAUUUUUUAUUGGACGUCGCAGAUGUUUAGUUUUACAUAUUUUUGCAAAGAAAGGGUGAAGAUUAAUCCCAUUUGAAGAGAAAAUGCUAUGUUAAAGCACCUUUAUCUUAAAAAAUACCAAAGUAAGAUACUGUUCUAUUGAAUUGUGCUGUACAUCCAAUGAAAAGGUGCUUAGCUACAAGUAUUUUGCUUGUCCCCACACAUAAGAAAAAUUGUGUUACAAUUGUAUAUGUAGAGAAUAGCAUAAAUAUUGAAAAAUAAUUUGAAUUUUAGACCACAAUGUAGUAGCCUGUUAAUGGAAAAACAAACAUAUGAAAGAAAGGUGAGAUGUACAAUUACACACAUAUAUUACCAGUUUAUCUGUAUUCAAACCACAGUCAUUUAGGAAAAUGCUGGUAAGGAAUUUUUGUGCAAAUAAUUUAUUUUUCAAAGAGUUGUGGCCAAAAAAUAGUAAUGCUUGACACUUAGGCACUCUAUUCACUAUUCAAAUGCAGGUAUCAUUGAUCAGAGGAAGCGAACCAAUUACAGUAAUUCUAUGUAUUUAUUUUUGGCAUCCAUAAACAAAAGCAAAUCUCUGCACAAAAUUAUAUGCUUAAACAUGUCUUUUUAAUUAAUAUUGACAUUUCCAUGAGAUGAUUUAUUCCCUCCUGAGCUCCUUUAUAUAACCAAUUUUCUCUGUGAAACAAUAAUUGAACUGCUGUAAUUACAGCUGUGACAUGGGGCUUGGAACACCCGAAAAAGAGGACAAGCAAAUAUUCCUGUACCUCAAUAAGUGACCUAAAUAGAAACGUACUGCUCUCACAUUGUUAUUGGAUGAGAUUCAAAUGGAUCACAAAUGAUAUUCAAAUGCUCUUUAAAUCCUACCAGUCAGGCACUCUAGUUUCCACUGAUCUGAGGGUGUUUAAUAUCUUGUAGUGAUGUGCUUAUCAGGCUGUUAAUAAUAAAGCAGGCACAGGCAGAUGAUGCAGUUCUCCAUCUCACAGGUGAAAGAAAAUAAUGCCUAAUUAUCAAUGAGCAGUUGGUCAUGUUCCUAUGGUUACAAUGUGAGAUAAUGAUCGUUUUCCCAGUGCUGUGUUUUUCAUAAUAUGUUAAGGAAGGAAUGCAAGUUUUACAAUGUUUGAUACUUGUUUCUCUCAUACAUUUUAGUGUUAAUAUGGCAGAAUAACCAUGGGAGACUGGAAUUUCCUUGGAGGCAUUUUAGAGGAGGUCCACAUUCAUUCCACUAUUAUUGGAAAGAUUUGGCUAACGAUCCUCUUCAUAUUUCGAAUGCUUGUUCUUGGAGUGGCGACCGAGGAUGUUUGGAAUGAUGAACAAUCAGAAUUCAUAUGCAAUACUGAGCAGCCUGGUUGCAGAAAUGUGUGCUAUGAUGAGGCCUUUCCCAUCUCUCUCAUAAGAUACUGGGUCUUGCAAGUUAUAUUUGUGUCUUCCCCUUCCUUGGUGUAUAUGGGUCAUGCCUUAUACAGACUAAGAGCCUUGGAAAAAGAAAGGCAAAAAAAGAAAGCUCUGGUGAGGGUGGAACUUGAAAGCACUGAAUUAGAAAUGACUGAAAAUCGUAAAAGACUGGAGAGGGAGCUCCGGCAACUGGAUCAAAGGAAGCUGAACAAAGCACCCCUAAGAGGCUCUUUGCUCUGCACUUAUGUGAUACAUAUUUUCACAAGAUCUGCAGUGGAAGUUGGCUUUAUGAUUGGGCAGUAUCUUCUUUAUGGUUUCCACUUAGAUCCCCUUUAUAAAUGUCAGAGAGACCCAUGUCCAAACACAGUUGACUGCUUUGUAUCUAGACCAACAGAAAAAACAGUGUUUAUAUUAUUUAUGCAAUCAAUAGCAACUGUAUCAUUGCUUUUAAAUAUUCUAGAAAUUAUCCACUUAGGAUUCCGAAAAAUUAAAAUGGGACUCUGUGAGCAGAAUAAAACCAAAGAUGACUCUGAGAAUUUCUACAUAAACAAAUCUAAGAAAUACUCUGUGAUACCUCACUCUUCUUUGGGAAUAUCCACCACCCCUCAGAAAACACUUCCCUGUGCUCUUAGCAGUUAUACCUUUCUGAUGGAAAAGCAAACUGAUACUAUGCUCUACCCAGUUUUAAAUUCUCCUUCUGUGUUUCAGUCUGUGCAAAAUAACCAUACAGAAAGCAGCAGCAAUUACACCCAUUGCAAUCAGGAAAAUAAAUCUCCAAAGAAGAGGCCAGCUACAAAUGCUUUGGACAAUCAGACUCAAAAUGCUAGCACAAACAAUAAUGAAGGCUUUCUUGGCGAGCUUUGGACUGAGAGGCAUGAUGCACAAGAAGAGACUGAAAAGAAACAUUUUCUUGUUGAUACUCAGAAUGCAGAUACCACCUCAAACAUGUACUUGAGAAGCUUUGCUGAGGUGCCAUCUCAAACUUCAUUGCAAGCUGGUACAACUUUCCCUUGUGCCAGCUCUAGACGACAGGCAGUGGUUGAGAGCACAGGAGCACCAACAAAUCCUCUUCCAAAGAACGGUGACAGAAGACAAAGCAGUUUCAGUGUAAACAAAGCCCAAAUUCCUUACAAUGCUGAUGGAAAAAAUUCCAGCCGACCAGACACUUCUGAUUCCAUGGGGGUGGUGAGCUCAGAAUCUACACAAAGCAGAAACUGGAGUAGUCCAAAGCUUUUCUCUCUCUCUAGGCAACAGUCACUGUCAAGUAAUGCCAGCAGUAGGCGUGCCCCCACCGAUCUUCAAAUAUAGUGUGAGUCAACUCAUUAGCUGCGCUCAUUAACUGCACUAACUCAUUAGCUGCACUAACCAGUGCGGGGAUAAUUCCUGAAUGGAGACAUAACCCAGACCUAUGUGUAAGUGCAGCUAAAUAAUUCAACUUUAACCAGCUCUUUACAUAGGUAGAAAAGUUGUGGAACUCUUUGAAGAGUGGCUAAGUAAUUUUAAACGGUCUCUUCACUUCCUUUGUAAUGAAAAUGUGGCAUAGACCUCAGUGUAUAAACUUCUACACUCCAGCAAAAAGGAAAACAUACAUCCUCUCUAUCCACAUAUUAGGAAAAAGUCAGGCAUAAAAUCACAGCUGAUUUUAUGACAAAAUUUACAGUCCAACGAUAUUUUUUACAAAGACCAGUAAAUCAAAUUAGGCUAAAGAGGCUCUCAGAAGAACAUAUUGGUAAACAUGUCUCUGCCUAAUUAGUUUAGGAAUUCAAACAGAUAUUUGAUAGCCGACUGAAAGCAGAAUAUCAAACUUAUUCAAAUUGUUGUAAAUACAAAGAGAAAAAGCAUUUACAAAACAGAUCACUAAUUCGUUGGCUCCACAGUACACUUUUUUUUUUCAGUGUAUUGCCACUGACUUCCUUAGCAGCAAAAUCAAAGUGAAUUUCUUCAAUACACCACUAAUUUUUCAAAACAUCAUGAAUUACAGACAUGUUGUGAGCUUUACUUUUGACAUUUUUCAUAACUCUAAUAAGAUAGCAAAAUCAGAAAACAAGUAUGGUAGUACCUUCUGAUUUCAGUUAGAAUGUCAAAAGACAUAUAAAAGGUUUAUCAAACAGUAAACCUACUCCUUUUCUGUUUGUCUCUCCCCCGAAUUCUGAUAAACUUUUAAAUCAAACAAAGCUUCUGCCUGUUUAGGAGGAGCAUUUGUGUUUAUGCUUUUUAUGGGGAUAACAAAACAUGAGGACAUUUAUCCACUCACUGUUCAGGUCCAUAUGGUGUAAAGGAAGUUCCAUGAAAUAUCUUGAAAUAAUAAAGGAGGCAAAGAGGAACAAAAUACUAUGGUACAUUUGUAAUCAAGCUUUCUGUGUAUGAAAUACAUUUAUUUGAGUUGCACAGCACUGAAACACUGUAAAUGCUUGAUGUGGUCACAGCUGAAAUGCAUUCGUAUUUUUGUGUGUAUUUUUUACUAGCAGAUUUCACAUACUGUUCAAGUACUGAAAAAAUAAUUUGUGAGAUACAGCAUAAUGAUGUCACAGCACAAUUAAAUUCCUCAAGUGCACUGUCAUUAUGCUUACCAGCCAGCCGUGUUUCAGAUUGACUGAAAACUGGACAAUACUAGCAAAAAAGGAGCCACAAAACCUAAAACUCUGUUUUGCUUGUAGCAGCAACAUUACUUUGGUACUGUCCAUGUAAGAAAUACACACAAGAACUAUUAAAACUAUUCGCUGUAGAUUUCUCUCCAGCAAGUAUCCUUUUCACUUGUGUGUAACAUAAAUACAGCCCUAUAUAAUUGUGUUUACACUGUAAAGUUUAAGAUUGUAUAAUAUACUAGAAUAUACAUUACUGAAUAAUGUGACUUAGGCAUUAAUGCUGCUGCUGUGGCUUUGAUUCUUGCAUUUCUUGAUGCGUAAAAUUCUGUGGGCAAUAACUGCUAAUGCUUAUUUUGCAUUUUAUCUCUCCAUAAUAAAAAGCCUCAUAUUUAAUGUACUCUGUUCCUGCUCUCUAAAUAAUAGAAAGUUAGCAUUUAGAUGUUCAUGUAUGGGAUAUGGCAUUUGUAUUUUUGUUGUUCAAGACAAGUUAUAAAAGAAU